CGAGGGUAUGAAUAGAACAUGACUUGCAAGAUCAUGGGCAGCCCAUGUCCAUUGGUGAUUCGAAAAUAUAUAAGACGCACAUGAGCGCCGGCUUCAUCCCAUCACGAUCUGUUUGUUAAGCAAAGCGAGCACUAGCCUUGUUGCCAGUCACAAGCACGGCUUAGUUUGCAGCCUUCCCAUCUAUAUCCUGUUAUAAGCCGGCGUCUCGAGACCCCGGAUACUCCUCGCUAGUUUAGUCCGCAUACAUACAUACGUACUAACGGGCAGGUAUGGAGCCUCUCCACACGCUUGUAACGACGGCGCUGCUCUUGCUGGCCGCCGCUCGCGCCACGGCAGCGGAACCCCCACACCAUCUCCGAAGAGCACAGGAUCUCACUGUGCCCGUAAUUGCGGCAGACUUCCCCGACCCUUCCGUGACCCGGGAUGCAGAUGGUACUUGGUACGCCUUCGCGACCUCGCACGACAACAAAAAUAUUCAAGUGGCGAGAGCAACAGAACUCCGAGGAGAGUGGACCCUGCUGGGCAUCGAUCCCCUUCCCCGGGCAGGUUCCUGGGCCGAAGACGGCAACAGCUGGGCGCCCGACGUACGCAGAGUGCCUAGUGGAAAGUACGUCAUGUAUUAUAGCGGCCAGACGAAAGUAGAUCCCUCGCGCCAUUGUGUUGGUGCCGCAAUUGCAGAUACGAUUACCGGGCCGUACAUACCCCGGGAUGAGCCACUCAAUUGCGAGCUCGCGCGGGGCGGUUCGAUUGACCCUGCCGGCUUCGAGGAUGCGAACGGCAGGCAAUACGUCGUGUACAAGAUCGAUGGGAAUAGUAUUGGGCACGGAGGUAGCUGCCUCAACACCGUGCCCCCUAUCGUUCCCACGCCGAUCCAACUGCAAGAGGUAGAACAAGACGGCGUGACAAAGAUCGGAGAUCCAGUCACGAUUCUCGACCGUGACGAUGCGGAUGGUCCCUUGGUUGAGGCACCUGACUUGGUGCUGGACGAGGAGGAGGGAUUAUACAUCUUGCUCUACAGCGCCGGGUGCUAUCUCGAGCCGAGCUACAGCGUCAACUACGCGACGGCAACCAAUGUGACGGGUCCGUUCGAGAAAGCGCAGCGUAGAUUAUUCAGAACCGGCGACCGCGGAUUCCAAGCCCCAGGCGGUGCCAACGGGGUGAGGUCGGAGGAUGGUGUCACGCUGGUCUUCCACGCGGGCUGUCCCGAGGGGCGCUGCAUGUUCAUAGCCGGCACGGUCGCUUCUGGUCGGGAGCUUUGGGUUGAGUGAGCCGGCGGCGGCGGGCCGGUUAGGGCAUACACGCGUGCCAGAGCACGGAGAACACGGCAG
Durotheca rogersii is the source of this 1328-nucleotide messenger RNA. RefSeq names its product glycoside hydrolase family 43 protein. The coding region runs from base 270 to 1268 and encodes 332 amino acids. Gene Ontology annotation, molecular function: hydrolase activity, hydrolyzing O-glycosyl compounds. Gene Ontology annotation, biological process: carbohydrate metabolic process. The transcript has a single exon. Lineage: Eukaryota; Fungi; Ascomycota; Sordariomycetes; Xylariales; Xylariaceae. The record is from RefSeq and is a predicted model, not a curated record.